CAUUUUCGUUGGGGGAGCACAGAGGCGGAUACCGGCUGAGCAGCUGCAGGAGGAAGAUGCGCCCCGGCACCGCGGCUGUCAGCUAGGAGAGGCCCGGCCCGGGAGAGGAGGACGCCGGUGAUACCCCGGAUACCGCAGCUGACACCAGUGAAGAGCGCUGACACUGACCGCUGAACGAAUGUAUGACAACAUGUCCACGAUGGUGUUUCUGAAGGAAGAUAAGUUGGAGAAACUCACCCAAGAUGAGAUCAUUUCCAAGACCAAGCAGGUGAUCCAAGGCUUAGAGGCCUUGAAAAAUGAGCACAACUCCAUCCUGCAGAGCCUACUGGAAACCUUGAAGUGCUUGAAGAAAGAUGACGAGAGCAACCUGGUGGAAGAGAAAUCCAACAUGAUCCGCAAGUCUCUGGAGAUGCUGGAGCUGGGAUUAAGCGAAGCACAGGUUAUGAUGGCCUUAUCGAACCACUUGAACGCAGUCGAGUCUGAGAAACAGAAACUGAGAGCCCAGGUCCGACGGCUGUGCCAGGAAAAUCAGUGGCUGCGGGACGAGCUGGCCAACACCCAGCAGAAGCUUCAGCGCAGCGAACAGUCCGUGGCCCAACUGGAGGAGGAGAAGAAGCAUCUCGAGUUUAUGAAUCAGCUGAAAAAAUAUGAUGACGAUAUCUCUCCAUCGGAUGAUAAAGACAGUGACUCCUCUAAGGAACCUCUGGAUGACCUCUUCCCUAACGAUGACGACGAUCAAGGCCCAGGAAUACAACAACCCCACAGCAGUGCGGCUGCUGCUGCCCAGCAGGGUGGCUACGAGAUCCCAGCACGAUUAAGGACCCUCCAUAAUCUGGUGAUCCAGUAUGCAUCCCAGGGCAGGUAUGAAGUGGCUGUGCCUCUUUGCAAGCAAGCUCUCGAAGAUCUGGAGAAGACUUCUGGCCAUGACCAUCCAGACGUGGCCACAAUGCUUAACAUACUGGCUCUGGUAUACAGGGACCAGAACAAAUACAAAGAUGCCGCCAACCUGUUAAAUGACGCGUUAGCCAUACGCGAGAAGACCUUAGGAAAAGAUCACCCAGCGGUUGCGGCCACCCUUAAUAACCUUGCCGUGCUGUAUGGAAAGCGGGGGAAGUACAAGGAAGCCGAACCAUUAUGUAAGAGGGCCUUGGAGAUCCGAGAAAAAGUGCUGGGUAAAGACCACCCUGAUGUAGCAAAGCAACUGAACAACCUGGCAUUGCUGUGUCAGAACCAAGGCAAAUAUGAAGAAGUGGAAUAUUACUACCAGAGAGCACUGGAGAUCUAUCAGACCAAACUGGGACCAGACGAUCCCAACGUGGCAAAGACUAAGAAUAAUCUGGCUUCUUGCUAUCUGAAACAAGGCAAGUUUAAGCAGGCAGAGACUUUAUACAAGGAGAUCCUGACACGAGCACAUGAAAGGGAAUUUGGGUCUGUGGACGAUGAAAAUAAACCCAUCUGGAUGCACGCUGAAGAGAGAGAAAAAUUCAAAGGGAAACAAAAGGACGGCACAUUUGGAGAAUAUGGAGGCUGGUAUAAAGCAUGCAAAGUUGACAGCCCAACAGUGACCACAACGCUGAAAAAUCUUGGAGCACUUUAUAGACGUCAGGGCAAGUUUGAAGCAGCCGAAACACUAGAAGAAGCUGCGAUGAGGUCACGGAAGCAGGGUCCUGUCUCGCAGGGACUAGACAAUGUCCACAAGCAGCGAGUGGCCGAAGUGUUAAACGACCCAGAAAGCAUCGAGAAAAGGAGGAGCCGAGAAAGCCUGGAUGUGGUAAAGUACGAGAGCGGUCCUGACGGAGGGGAGGAAGUGAGUAUGAGCGUAGAGUGGAACGGGGACGGCACUGGAUCUUUAAAACGCAGCGGUUCCUUUAGUAAACUCCGAGCUUCCAUACGACGCAGCAGCGAGAAGCUGGUCAGGAAGCUGAAAGGAGGCAGUUCACGAGAUGGUGAACCAAAGAAUCCUGGCAUGAAGCGUGCCAGUUCUCUGAAUGUUCUUAACACGGGCGGCAAAGCUGCUGAGGACCACAUGCAAGAACGAAAUAAUUGUCUGACAGAAGUCCGAGGUUUGAGCGCUAGUCACACUGACCUGGCUCAUUGAGCUGAGCAUGGGGACUAGCCACCACGAAGAACGCACUGAGACUAAGCUUCCCUCCCUUCCCCCUCCCUGUACGAGAAGCUUAUUCCUGUCUGAUAAUGGAUUGAUGUUACUUUUUUUUUUUUUUAAAGGACAAAAAAUAGAUUUUUAAAUUUAGUAUAAUUUUUAGGUGUUCCCCCCCCCCCCUUUUUAAACGGAACCUCUUAUUUAUAGGUGUGUAUGAUGUAUAUAUAUGAUUUGCUGCUUGCACUGUUGUCUGUAGAAAUAUAAUAUAUAAAAUGCGAAAACGCAGAAGUGGGUCACUGUUACAGCAGCCACACGAUAAGCUGAAGACCUGUUGGCUUUUGGUCGUGUUCAUGGGGGUUGGGGAAAGCGUUAAAGGGUCUGUUCACACAUCAGAAUUUGCCGCUGAACGGUGGCCAGUGGUUUUAAAGAGAAUCUGUCAGCAUGAUCAACCCUGUUAGCAUGCUGCCUGGUAGGGUUGAUGAUGCUGAUUAGAACGAUAUCUUUGUUAUGUCUGUAGGUAGAACCGUUGCUGAGAUAUCAGUGUUUUAGUAAUAUGCAGAUGAGCUGGUUGAGCAGCGAGGGGGCAGCCCGAGCCCUUGGAGCACUGCUUUUGUAACAUCCCUCUGAUCUGGACAUUUCCCCCUGCUCCCCUGGCUUGUCUAGCCCCGUCAAUCAAGGGGGAGAGAGGAGUGUCCAGAUCAGAGGGAUGUUACAAACGCAGUGCUCCAAGGGCUCUGGCCGGCCUCUUGGUGCUGAAACCAGUCUAUUUGCAUAUGACUAAACACGCAGAUAUCUCAGCAACGGUUUUAUCUACAGACAUAACAAAGGUAUAGUUCUAAUCAGCAUCAUCAACUGGUUGAAGUGGAUUGAUCAUGCUGACGGGUGCUUUUUAAAGUUGCGACUGCACAGGGAAGGGACAUAUUCCUUCUUGGCAUGGUGUCCGGAAGGACGCUGCUGGAAGCCACAUCGGGUGGCCGCUCGUGGUUUAACAUCAUUAAAUGGGGCUAAACUGCGAGCAGAUGUGCAUUUAAAGUUAUAAAACCACGGAAUAUGUGGCAGGUUUUGACAGCGUCAAAAUCUUCUCUGUGAACAUACCCUGUCACCAGCAGCUAGUUGUGCCUAUUGGGAAAAAAUCAUACUCUCCUGCUCUCCGAUGCUCAGUCUCCCAGUCUGUAAUCUUCUGGACCGGAUCACGUGCACUGCUGUGGCCGGUCACUGGCCUCAGUGGUGACAUGUUCCCAAGCAGCACGCGACCCUGCUGCGAUGUGCCCCUUGAGGACAUGUCACUGCUGAGGCCAAUCAUUGGCUGCAGCAGCGCACGUAAGUUUACAGGCCGGGGAUAUGAGCUUCACCAAACGGAGCACUGCUGCGGCCGGUCACUGGCCUCAGUGGUGACAUGUUCCCAAGCAGCACGCGACCCUGCUGCGAUGUGCCCCUUGAGGACAU
Messenger RNA from Bufo bufo (common toad), 3547 nucleotides. RefSeq names its product kinesin light chain 1 (gene KLC1). Gene Ontology annotation, biological process: axo-dendritic transport. Bases 179 to 2098 code for a protein of 639 amino acids. NCBI's taxonomy places the organism in Eukaryota, Metazoa, Chordata, Amphibia, Anura, Bufonidae. Gene Ontology annotation, molecular function: kinesin binding. Gene Ontology annotation, cellular component: membrane-bounded organelle; kinesin complex; cytoplasm. The transcript has 16 exons. The record is from RefSeq and is a predicted model, not a curated record.